Messenger RNA from Perca flavescens (yellow perch), 3313 nucleotides. It is a transcript of the gene ripk4, whose product is annotated as receptor-interacting serine-threonine kinase 4. Gene Ontology annotation, molecular function: ATP binding; protein binding; protein kinase activity. Bases 20 to 2818 code for a protein of 932 amino acids. NCBI's taxonomy places the organism in Eukaryota, Metazoa, Chordata, Actinopteri, Perciformes, Percidae. The transcript has 9 exons. The record is from RefSeq and is a predicted model, not a curated record. Gene Ontology annotation, biological process: protein phosphorylation. Gene Ontology annotation, cellular component: cytoplasm.
AACAAAAUACCUCUUUGAAAUGGUUGUUCUUUUUAUUUGUCUGCGUAUCAGUUUAGUUUGGGUGGUCAACAGUGACAACUGCCCUUCAGCAGCCAGGCUUUGUUUAAAUCCUCAGAUCUCAGACCAGCCAGCCCAUUUGUCCUCCAGUCGGUCAGCAGCUGAUGACUUCUCUGCAAAUAGCACGACGAAGUGGUGUCACAGCAGCAGGCCCAACCCCUCUUUUCACCUGAGGAGAAGGAGGGGCCCCACUGAGCUUGACAAGGGGAAAAACAAGGAAGAGCUCACACAGGCAGGCAGUUCAGUGUGUCUGUUCGCUUGCCCAGAUUGUGCCUUGGAGACGAAUGAAAAAGGAGUUUACCCUGCUGGUGGGUUCCUCAACAUGGAUAUGAACGUCCCGGAUUCACCGCAUGGGAAUAUGGGGCUGUUAAGGACCUUUGAUUCCUCUGAGUUUGGCAGCUGGGAGAAAAUAGGCUCAGGUGGAUUUGGACAAGUAUACAAAGUCCGGCACGUACAGUGGAAAACAUGUCUGGCUAUCAAGUGCCCUCCCUGCCUUCAUAUGGAUGAUAAGGAGCGUUCAGAGCUGCUGGAGGAGGCUAAGAAGAUGGAGGCAGCCAAGUUCCGCUACAUCCUGCCUGUGUAUGGGAUCUGUGGCGACCCCCAGGGCCUGGUGAUGGAGUACAUGGAGACGGGCUCCCUGGAGACCCUGCUGGCCACCGAGCUGCUGCCCUGGGAGCUCCGCUUCCGCAUCAUCCACGAGACCGCGGUGGGAAUGAACUUCCUGCACUGCAUGAACCCACCGCUGCUCCACCUGGACCUGAAGCCGGCCAACAUCCUGCUGGAUGCUCACUACCAUGUCAAGAUAUCUGAUUUUGGCCUGGCCCGGUGGAACGGCCUGUCACGGGCCGAUGACAUCAGUAGAGACGGCUUCUGCGGCACUAUUGCCUACCUGCCGCCCGAGAGCAUCAUUGAGAAGGACCGAGUGUCGGACACCAAGCAUGACGUAUACAGUUUCUCCAUCGUCAUCUGGGGGAUUCUCACACAGAAGAAGCCCUACCAAGGUGAGAAUAAUAUCCUUCAGAUCAUGGUGAAGGUGGUGAAGGGGGUGCGUCCAGACCUGGGCGCUGUGCCACGCUGUCGACCUUCAGCCUGUACAGGGUUCCUGAGCCUCAUGCAGCGCUGCUGGACCACAAACCCUGAUGCCAGACCCAGCUUCCAGGAAAUCACAUCUGAAGCUGAGGAGCUGUGCUCUAAACCUCAAGAGGAGCCCAAAACGCCGACCUUAUCCACGUCCGAGCCAGAGCCCACGUCCCCCAACGCGCUCACCAGCGGCCAGGUUAAAGACAACAAGCUGGUGCGUCCAAAGUCAGCCAUGUUGCCUGAAAAAGACUGCAGCCUGUCAGAGCUGCUGAGCCAGGUAGAUUCUGGGAUCUCAAGGAGCUUCGAUCGAGUGAAGGAGGACAGCUGCCACAGCAAAGAGAACACUUGCAAGAGGCUGUCUGGCAUCUCCUCGGCUGACUCAGCCUUCUCCUCCCAAGACUCUAUCACACUGUCUUUUGAGAAAGAAAACACAUGUGACUCUGCUGAGGUCCAGAGGCGGAAGCUGUGUGAGGCCAUCCGGACCAAAGACACUGCCAAGCUGAUGAAGAUCCUCCAGCCUCAGGAUGUCGACCUUCUCCUCGACGGAGGUGGCAGUCUGCUCCACCACGCCAUCACCUUGGCCAAUGAAGAGGCUGUCAAGUUCCUCCUCCUGAACAAUGCCAAUCCCAACCUUGCAAAUGCCCGUGGCUCCACACCGCUGCACCUGGCCACAGAGAGGCACCUGAAGCCCCUGGCAGAACUUCUGCUCGGUCGGCGCAGCACCAACGUCAAUGCCAAGGAUGAGGACCAGUACACGGCUUUGCACUGGGCUGCCCAGAACGGGGACGAGGCCAUGACGCGCCUGCUGCUGGACCGGGGGGCGGCCAUCAACGAGUACGAUGGCCAGGGACGCACGCCGGCUCACGUGGCAUCCCAGCAUGGCCAGGAGAACGUGAUCCGGGUGCUGCUGAGCCGAGGCGCCGACGUUCGAAUCAAGGGUAAGGACAACUGGACGGCGCUCCACUUGGCUGCCUGGCAAGGCCACCUGGGCAUCGUCAAGCUGCUGGUCAAGCAGGCCGGCGCCGACGUGGACGGGCAGACGACAGACGGCCGCACGCCGCUGCACCUGGCUUCCCAGCGGGGGCAGUACCGAGUUGCACGGAUGCUGAUUGAACUGGGAGCGGAUGUUCACAUGACGUCGGCUGGGUUUAACGCACCCAUUCACGUGGCGGCGGAGACGGGUCACACCAGCACUUCUCGCCUCUUGAUCAAACACAAGGCGGAUAUUCACGCACCGAACGCCCAGGGCCUCACUCCUCUCCACCUAGCCUCCCAGCGAGGCCACCUGGCCACGGUCAAGAUGUUAAUAGAAGAGGGAGCAGACCCGUACAGGUCCAACCAGGCCCUACGCACCCCCUGCCACCUGGCAGCAGAGAACGGACACUGUGAAGUCCUGAAAGAGCUGCUCCUCCACUGUCCGGAUGUUGGCGCUCUGUUAGACGAGCAGGGGCUCAGCCCGUUACACCUGGCGGUGCAGGGCGGAUACUCCAACAUCAUCACUAUGCUGCUGCUGCACGACUGCCAAGACUUAGUCACUGAGAGCUCAGUGGAAGCAGUAGCUGAACAGCCAGCACCAGCGGAGGCUCAGCAGCUCCAGAGGAAAGUCGUCAUUCUCAAAUUGACGGAGCACAACGACUGCCCACAAUCCCCCAGCGCGCGGUGUGCCUCGGCUCCCUGCUAACCAGAGCAAAGACUCUGCCAAACCUGUACAGAACAAUAAGCCAAUGUCCUUUGUUUUUAUACUCCACUAGUGCCCCAGAGUUGGGAGGAGAGAGGAUCAUACCAAUCUUAAGAGAGUUUUUUGGACUUAAAAGCCCUUUCAGCACUGUAGUUUAUCCUAAUGGUCAGAAAAGCUUACAUGUAAAUAUGUACACUGUGAAUAGAAAGUAUAAAUGCACAAUUGUUUGUCUACUUUUUUACUUGACAUGCUCAUUUUUUCUUUCUUAACAAGCAUCAGCAUUAUGAUUAGGAAACCUGUGUCCUUUGGGGACGUUUGACUAUACCGCACUGCAGCUGGUAUGCCUGUGAGUUAUAUUUAAGAGAGCACAAACAUUGCUCACAAGCCUUAUUAAGGGAUGCUGUAGAUCAUCAGAGCCCUUGUAUUAAAAACAACUUUGACUUUCAGUGUUCUGUUACAUAUUAGUGCUGCAUCAUCCAUUAAAACAUUUAAAACCUU